CUUUGAACAGGGGUCGGGUCGGGUAUAAAUAGGUGCACAGCAGAGAGGUUAGUCACAGUGCGGCUUUAGCUACCACUCCAGCAACACACUAACAUCAUGAGGGCUCUGGUUGUCUUGGCAGUGCUGGGCGCUUGCUCGGCUUUACCAGUCAUCCCAGAUGACCCUCUAGUGGCGGCGGAGAGGGCUAGGUUCCUCGCAGCCUACCAGGCUGCCCUGCCAGCCACUCCACCAAAGCCAGCUGAUCCCCCCAAGUGGUACGGCCCUCUGGCUUCUUCCGUCCCCGCUGGCCUCCCCGGUUCCUCCUCCGUGGUGUCCCCCACUGCUGAUGUGGCAGCUGCUCGUAACGAGUUCUUCACCACCUACAACGCCCAGGUAGCUGCAGUUGCGCCUAAAGCUGGUGGCCCAGUCUUCAAAGUGGUGCCAGUUGCAGUUGCCGGGGUGUGGAACGGUCCCUUGGCAGCCACUAUCCCUGCCGGUCUCCCAGGCUCUUCCCCUAACGUGGCCGACACUGCCGACGUUGCUGGAGCCAAGACCGCUUUCUUCGAUACCUACAACAAGCAGGUUGCUGCCGUGGCACCGGCCCCCAAGGUGUAAGCCGCACUGUGAUACGCUUAGAUUAAUUCGGUCAAUUGGAUAUAUGUAAAAUUAUUGAGGAAAUUCCCAAUAAACGAAAAAUGAAAUUAAAA
Molecule: messenger RNA, 686 nt
Organism: Portunus trituberculatus (swimming crab)
Lineage: Eukaryota; Metazoa; Arthropoda; Malacostraca; Decapoda; Portunidae
Product: cuticle protein CP1499-like
Exons: 2
Coding region: 97-594 (165 amino acids)
Source: RefSeq, a predicted model, not a curated record